This is a messenger RNA of Anthonomus grandis grandis, 726 nucleotides long. RefSeq lists its product as uncharacterized. Lineage: Eukaryota; Metazoa; Arthropoda; Insecta; Coleoptera; Curculionidae. The transcript has 4 exons. The coding region runs from base 342 to 581 and encodes 79 amino acids. The record is from RefSeq and is a predicted model, not a curated record.
UAACACUUAAGUAUAUUUUUCUAAAUAAUAUGCUUUUUGUUUUUGCAAAUGUUUUUAAGGGAGUUAAAUUAUCAUUGCAACACAAUUUUAAUAUUAAUGUAGUUUCAUUUUUAAAAUCAUUAAUAUUCUAUUUAGGUACCACAAUGAGAGAUUCACUUUUUUCUUAUAAACGCUGGUACCUUCAGAGCAUAUUGAUGAGAUUAUCUGGAACACUUUCAAUAGAUGCAAAUUAGGGUAUCUAGUCUAUAAAAGGCCAAAUUCGUUUAUUAUUUUUUACAUUUUAUCGCUAACUAACCAAGAGUGUUGUUACGAACAAAAAUCUAAUUUUAUUAAAUAUUAGAAUGAAAAUUUAUGUACUGAUAUUUUUAGCUUCUACUUUGCUUGUAAGUGAGUGCUCCUACACCCAGGGAUACACCUCACAGAUCACAACAAAGGGAGCAUGGAAGUCAAAAAUGCAAUGGAAGUUCCACUGGGUCAAAGAAUGGCGGGCAAAAAAGGUGUGGGUUCCUAUCUGGAAAAGAGUCUGGACCCCAGUAGAAAUAAACGAAUAUCUACCUUCGCCCGCUGCCCUACACAAAUAGAUCCCAUAUUAGAAAAAAUCACUAUUUAUAAUUGCACUUUAUUUACCAUAAUGAGUUUCUUAGAUUUUAAGAAAUAAGUUCCUGUUUUAGUUUCAUAGUUAUUUAUUUUUUUAUUUAUUUUUUAAUAAACGUUUUAUUAAAAAUA